GCCGACGAAAAGGUAGAGCUCAACUGUGACAAUUGCCAAGAUGCAGUCAAACCCAGUCAAAUGUAUUCGGCUCGGAAAGCGUUUGGCGGCCGAAAAGUGCUGGAUAUUCUUCAAACUGUAACACAUCGAAGCAUACCGCUCUCCAUACCUGUUAAGCUAUGCACUCCCUGCACCUCAUCGUUGCUCUGCACUGCGACUUUAAUUGAAAAGUUUCAGAAAUUGGUUAAUACAUUCUCGAAAGAAAAUCCGCUUCCAGAAGGAGUUGACGUCGUUACUGAUACUGCAGCAAAGCCCAAGCUCAAACCAAGAAACAUGAGAUCAAAGAGUAUGGUUGUAGAGAGGACCCCGAUAUUGGACAUUAGUCUCAAAAAACAGCCAUCAAAAUCUGUUACUAAACAGCCAUCAAAAUCGGCUAAACAGCCCACAAAAUCUUCUGCUGAACAGCCACCAAAAUCUCCUGCUGAACAACCACUUGCAGAAGUAGUUGACGUCGUUACUGAUACUGCAGCAAAGCCCAAGCUCAAACCAAGAAAAAUGAGAUCAAAGAGUAUGGUUGUAGAGAGGACCCAGAUAUUGAACAUUAGUCUCAAAAAACAGCCAUCAAAAUCUUUUACUAAACAGUCAUCACAAUCGGCUAAACAGCCCACAAAAUCUUCCGCUGAACAGCCACCAAAAUCUCCUGCGGAACAGCCACCAAAAUCUCCUUCCAAGCAAAAAAUGACGAAAAGUGUUGCCGACAAAAGCAAAUCCGAAGAUCAGCGUGUGGCAUGCGACGAAAGUCUGCUGGAUGGCGUCAAGAUUAUACCGUCCAAGGAAAACCUCAAUAUUACAUCAGAGAACCAAAAUAAAAAACUUGCCGUUUUCAAACUCUUCGCCCCGACAAAGGCUUUCAUUAUGGACGAAACUGAAAGUGAGGACGAGUUUGUUGAAAAAGAGGAUAACUCGAUAAAGUUUAAAAGACCCUCUUUUUACAAAUGUAAGCUCUGCGAAUUCCAAACCAAAGUUUCAAUGGCCUUGAAAAAGCAUUUGAUGGCGGAGCACGGUCAGAAAAGAACUCGCGUCCAUGAAUGCACUGUGUGUCUGAAAGGUUUUGGACAGGAAAAAGCAUUAAAAAAGCAUUUAGCUACCCACGAUAAAAGUGAACUCACAAAAACCAACGUGGCCAAACCAGAAAUAGUUAAAACACCAGUUGGUACAACAAAUUCCCAUCCGGAAAAGGAGUCUGCGGCAGUCAAGAGUCCAACUAAGGAAAAACUGCAUGAGAAUGAAAAGACUGUUGAAUAUACAUUUGCUGUCAAUGGCACCGACUCCUCUACUCCAAACCCUUCCAAAAGAACACGACGCGGCUUGGAAUUCAAGUGCGAUAUAUGCGAUUCGGAUUUAAAGACUGUUAAAGCAAUGAAAGAGCACAUGAAAUCGGCUCAUGAAAUAUCCGCCAUAAAAUUAUUUGUAUGCGAAUUGUGCCAUUCAAAGUUUUCAACGAACCAACAAUUGAAGAAACAUUGCACCAAAAAACAUAUGGCUACAGCAGCAGACCCACCUGAUACCAGUGCAAACGGUGAAAAGGGAUACGAAAGCCCCGAUGUCAUUGAAGCCAUGAACUCAGAUGUAGAGGAGAUGCGAUUGGCCUCAUCCAGCAAGAAGGAACCAGAAGCGAAAGAAGCUCUUUUCAAGGUGCCAAAGCAGAAGCUUGCGAAGACAUCCUUCAAUGUAGCGCAAGAAGAAAUUAAUGCAUGCGUUGCUGAUUCAAUUCCUACUACAGAAAAGGCCAGAAAGCGUAAAGCUAAUGAGAACAGUCUGGAGCUGGAUACUUCACUCACACAAAUAAUUAAGCGAAUUGACCAAACUGAAGCAUCACCAGCGAAACCAAAUGAAAACAACCUUAGCAAUUCGUGGAAGAAAGUAGUCGAAUCGCCAGUAGCCCCCGAAACAAAUCUGACUAAGCCAGAGGCUGAUGAAGGGUAUCCCGGAAGUCCAUCCAAGAAAAAGAGAAAGGAGAAGAAAUAUUCUGAAUCGUCAGUCGUCGAUUUGUUCGAUGAAGUUAAUGUCCAUGUAAAUCCUCAUAAAAAGGAGUUGCUGAGUUCAGAUGUCGAGGAAUCGGAUUGCUCCAUUUGUGGCAAAACAGUGAACUCGCGCUCUCGCCUUGACUCGCACGUCCAGAAAAAGCACAGCAACAUCCUCAAAUGUCCCAUUUGCAAGAAGCUCUUCAAAUCAAGGGUCGAAUAUGUCGCACACUUUAGCUUCAGCUGUGAUUCAGAUAAUGGUUUACCUUGUGGUGUCCAGAAAUGCAAGAAGGUGUUUGAAGGCUCCGAAUAUCUGAGCGGCCACCUAGUGAAGAAGCACGAUCACAUCUGAAGCAUACACGUAGAUAAAUUAAAUGCUCUGACAACUUGAUAACGAAGCAAGAAAAACUAUGCUUUAUAAGCAUUUUCCAAUUCUGUUAUUUUAGU
Scaptodrosophila lebanonensis is the source of this 2450-nucleotide messenger RNA. RefSeq names its product zinc finger protein CG2199-like. Gene Ontology annotation, cellular component: nucleus. Lineage: Eukaryota; Metazoa; Arthropoda; Insecta; Diptera; Drosophilidae. The transcript has 2 exons. Gene Ontology annotation, biological process: regulation of gene expression. The record is from RefSeq and is a predicted model, not a curated record. The coding region runs from base 61 to 2355 and encodes 764 amino acids.